AUGGGGAAAGGGGUUGGGCGGGAGUAUUCACCAGCGGCAACCACCUCCGAGAAUGGCGGUGGCAAGAAGAAGCAGAAGGAGAAAGAGUUGGACGAGCUGAAGAAGGAGGUGAACCUGGACGAUCACAGGCUGUCCCUGGAUGAAUUGGGCAGGAAAUACCAGGUGGAUCUGUCCAGGGGUCUGACCAACACCCGCGCAGCCGAGAUCCUGGCACAGGAUGGCCCCAACGCCCUCACGCCCCCCCCGACCACCCCCGAGUGGGUCAAGUUCUGCCGCCAGCUCUUCGGGGGCUUCUCCAUCCUGCUGUGGAUUGGCGCCAUCCUCUGCUUCCUGGCCUACAGCAUCCAGGCCGUGAUGGAGGACGAGCCGGCCAACGACAACCUGUACCUGGGCGUGGUGUUAGCUGCUGUGGUCAUAGUCACCGGCUGCUUCUCCUACUACCAGGAGGCCAAGAGCUCCAAGAUUAUGGAUUCCUUCAAAAACAUGGUACCACAGCAAGCCCUGGUGAUCCGGGAGGGCGAGAAGAUCCAGAUCAACGCCGAGAACGUGGUGGUGGGAGACCUGGUGGAGGUGAAGGGGGGAGACCGGGUCCCUGCUGAUCUGCGCAUCAUCUCCUCCCACGGCUGCAAGGUAGAUAACUCCUCCCUGACGGGCGAGUCGGAGCCACAGACCCGCUCCCCCGAGUUCACCCACGAGAACCCCCUGGAGACCCGCAACAUCUGCUUCUUCUCCACCAACUGUGUGGAAGGCACUGCCCGGGGCAUCGUCAUCUCGACCGGGGACCGCACAGUGAUGGGCCGCAUCGCCUCGCUGGCUUCGGGGCUGGAGGUGGGCCGCACCCCCAUCGCCAUGGAGAUCGAGCACUUCAUCCAGCUCAUCACCGGGGUGGCCGUCUUCCUGGGCCUCUCCUUCUUCAUCCUCUCCCUCAUCCUCGGCUACACCUGGCUGGAGGCCGUCAUCUUCCUCAUCGGCAUCAUCGUCGCCAACGUCCCGGAGGGGCUCCUGGCAACCGUCACGGUGUGUCUGACCCUCACCGCCAAGCGCAUGGCGCGCAAGAACUGCCUGGUGAAGAACUUGGAGGCAGUGGAGACGCUGGGCUCCACCUCCACCAUCUGCUCCGACAAGACGGGCACCCUGACCCAGAACCGCAUGACGGUCGCCCACAUGUGGUUCGACAACCAGAUCCACGAGGCUGACACCACCGAGGACCAGUCCGGUGCAACCUUCGAUAAGCGCUCACCCACCUGGGCGGCCCUGGCCCGCAUCGCCGGCCUGUGCAAUCGAGCCGUCUUCAAGCCAGGCCAAGAGAACGUCUCCAUCUCCAAGCGGGACACAGCGGGCGACGCCUCUGAGUCGGCCCUGCUCAAGUGCAUCCAGCUCUCCUGCGGCUCGGUCAAGAAGAUGCGGGACAAGAACCCCAAAGUGACAGAGAUUCCCUUCAACUCCACCAACAAGUACCAGCUCUCCAUCCACGAGCGUGAGGACAAUCCCGAGGGCUACUUGCUGGUGAUGAAGGGCGCGCCGGAGCGCAUCCUCGACCGCUGCUCCACCAUCCUGGCGCAGGGCCAGGAGCUGCCCCUGGACGAGGAGAUGAGAGACGCCUUCCAGAACGCCUACCUCGAGCUGGGCGGGCUGGGGGAGCGAGUGCUGGGCUUCUGCCACCUCAACCUGCCCCAAGACAAGUUUCCCCGGGGGUUCAAGUUUGACGCGGACGAGGUCAACUUCCCCACCACCGGCCUGUGCUUCGUGGGGCUCAUGUCCAUGAUCGACCCGCCCCGGGCGGCUGUGCCGGAUGCGGUGGGCAAGUGCCGGAGCGCAGGGAUUAAGGUGAUCAUGGUGACCGGCGACCACCCCAUCACCGCCAAGGCCAUCGCCAAGGGCGUGGGCAUCAUCUCCGAGGGCAACGAGACGGUGGAGGACAUCGCGGCCCGGCUCAACAUCCCCGUUACCCAGGUCAACCCCAGGGAAGCCAAGGCCUGUGUGGUGCAUGGCUCUGACCUCAAGGACAUGACUCCGGAGCAGCUGGACGAGAUCCUCAAGAACCACACGGAGAUUGUCUUUGCCCGCACCUCCCCCCAGCAGAAGCUCAUCAUCGUGGAGGGCUGCCAGAGGCAGGGGGCCAUCGUGGCCGUGACAGGGGAUGGUGUGAACGACUCGCCCGCCCUGAAGAAGGCCGACAUCGGCAUCGCCAUGGGCAUCGCCGGCUCCGACGUCUCCAAGCAGGCGGCCGACAUGAUCCUGCUGGACGACAACUUCGCCUCCAUCGUGACAGGGGUGGAAGAAGGCCGCCUGAUCUUCGAUAACCUCAAGAAAUCCAUCGCCUACACGCUGACCAGCAACAUCCCCGAGAUCACCCCCUUCCUGCUCUUCAUCAUCAUCAAUAUCCCGCUGCCCCUGGGCACUGUCACCAUCCUCUGCAUCGACCUGGGCACCGACAUGGUCCCCGCUAUCUCCCUGGCCUACGAAGCCGCAGAAAGCGACAUCAUGAAGAGGCAGCCGCGGAACCCCAAAACGGACAAGCUGGUGAAUGAGCGACUCAUCAGCAUGGCCUACGGGCAGAUCGGUAUGAUCCAGGCCCUGGGCGGGUUUUUCACCUACUUUGUGAUCUUGGCGGAGAACGGGUUCCUGCCGUCCACCCUGCUGGGCAUCCGCCUGGACUGGGACGACCGCUCCAAAAACGACCUGGAGGACAGCUACGGGCAGGAGUGGACCUACGAGCAGCGCAAGGUGGUGGAGUUCACGUGCCACACGGCCUUCUUCGCCAGCAUCGUGGUGGUGCAGUGGGCCGACCUCAUCAUCUGCAAGACCCGGAGGAACUCCGUCUUCCAGCAGGGCAUGAAGAACAAAAUUCUGAUUUUCGGUCUCCUCGAAGAGACGGCCUUGGCCGCCUUCCUGUCCUACUGCCCCGGCAUGGGGGUGGCGCUGCGGAUGUACCCGCUCAGGGUCACUUGGUGGUUCUGCGCCUUCCCCUACAGCCUGCUGAUCUUUGUGUACGAUGAAGUGCGGAAGCUGAUCCUGCGGCGCUAUCCUGGUGGCUGGGUGGAGAAGGAGACGUAUUACUGA
Molecule: messenger RNA, 3063 nt
Organism: Emys orbicularis (European pond turtle)
Lineage: Eukaryota; Metazoa; Chordata; Testudines; Emydidae
Product: sodium/potassium-transporting ATPase subunit alpha-2
Exons: 23
Coding region: 1-3063 (1020 amino acids)
Biological process (GO): intracellular sodium ion homeostasis; intracellular potassium ion homeostasis; potassium ion import across plasma membrane
Cellular component (GO): plasma membrane; sodium:potassium-exchanging ATPase complex; cell projection
Molecular function (GO): P-type sodium:potassium-exchanging transporter activity; ATP binding; ATP hydrolysis activity
Source: RefSeq, a predicted model, not a curated record